GAGAGAGAGAGAGAGAGUGGGGUCGGACAAGAGUGAGAGAAGCAGUGAGACGAAAACACACAAAAGUUGUGACUUUGCAAAAAGAGGGCAGGUACCAGAGGCAGGACGAUGAAGGCCGGCGCGGGACUCUUCUCUGCAUUGGCUCUGUUCCUCCUGAUGGGGGCAGUGUUGACCCAGUUAGUUCGGCCAAAGAAGCCCACCAGGCGCCCAGCCACCAACAGGAGGCCUUCUGUCGCCAAGCCUGCUGUGCCGGCACAGCCAGAGCCACAGGAGCCCACAGAUUUCCCCCCACCCAUUCUGGGCCCACCCUCCAUGUUCCCUGACUGCCCCCGAGAGUGUCUCUGCUCCCCAAACUAUCCAAACUCUCUCAACUGUGAGAACCGCAACAUCCGUGCGAUCCCUGUCAUCCCAUCCAGAACCCACUACCUGUACCUGCAGAACAACUACAUCUCAGAGGUGACAGCAGAGCCAUUCGUCAACGCCAGUGAGAUCCGCUGGAUCAACUUAGCAAACAAUCGCAUUCUUCGAAUACAUAAACAGGUCUUUGAGAAGAUCCCGUCCCUGCUCUAUCUCUAUGUGCACCGUAAUCAGCUCAAAGAAGUUCCUCAAGGUCUCCCAGCGAGCCUAGAACAGCUCCGCCUUAGCAGGAAUCAUAUAACCAAGAUCCCUUCAGGUGCCUUUGGCAAGAUGGAGAAUCUGACUCUUCUUGAUCUGUACCACAACCAGCUGAGUGACAGUGACCUGGGAAGAAACACAUUCAAGGACCUGAAGGGCCUCAUGCAGCUCAACCUGGCUCACAAUGUCCUGAAGAAGAUGCCUGAUGGCGUACCCAGUGGUCUCAUACAGCUUUAUCUGGACAGGAACCGUAUAGAUGACAUCCCAAAAAACUACUUCAGAGACUUAACUCACCUGGCAUUUGUGAGGCUGAACUACAACCAGCUUAGUGAUAAAGGAGUUCCCAAGGGUGUUUUUAACAUUUCCAGCUUGCUGGAUCUUCAACUGGCCCACAAUCAGCUCACGUCUGUUCCCCUCUUCAACGGACACCUGGAGCAACUGCAUCUUAACCACAACAGCAUUGAGAACAUCAACGGCACUCUGAUCUGCCCAUACAGCCUGCAGGCUGACCUGAGCGAUCACAGCCUGGCACCCAAACUAAGGUACCUGCGUUUGGAUGGAAAUCACCUGAGCCCACCCAUCCCUCUGGAUGUCAUUAUGUGCUUCAGGCACCUCCACUCCAUUGUCAUUUAGAAGAAGCCCGUUUGAAGGCCUGGGGAUACACACAUGCACACACACACGCACAUAUACACACAUUCAUUUCACACCCAUAACCACAUGUGCACACACAAGCACCGUGCACAAGUUGAUUUGGAGGCAAAAUGCUGAGUGAAGCACAGCGUAUAUCCACUCAUACAGUAUAUGCCGUGGAAAUGUGUAUUUGAAAGGGGGACUUUAGAUCAAUUUAAAAAUAAUAAUAAUUGUAAAGCUUUAUAGCUAUUAAAGCUUUAAUAUCUUGAAUAGUUUCCAGAUCCAGGACAGUGAACUAAGAUGAGUGGAUAAUCCAACAUUUAGGGGUUAGGAGUUGCAGUUUAUCCAAAUAUUUGUGUGUAUAAAACAGGAGUGAGUGAAGCCUGAAAAUACAGGUACAUUGACAGAUGCUACAACAUAUGGAGAUAGUUAUGUUAGCAGAUAUUCAGAGUUCAGACCUGCAGUGGAUGUCAGAAAGAACCAGAUCAAAACGUGACUACCAUGUAGUUGAACCUGUCCUAACUGUGCCUGUGAUUUUCAAGGUACUCCCAUGUAAAAAUGUCUUUCUACUCUUUUUGUUAGUCUUCUGUAUAGUAUUCUUCUGUAUAAAGAAGCUUUGUACAAACAAUGAAAAAUAAAUUCUUUUUCUUUCAACA
Molecule: messenger RNA, 1901 nt
Organism: Solea senegalensis (Senegalese sole)
Lineage: Eukaryota; Metazoa; Chordata; Actinopteri; Pleuronectiformes; Soleidae
Product: proline/arginine-rich end leucine-rich repeat protein
Exons: 7
Coding region: 109-1248 (379 amino acids)
Molecular function (GO): protein binding
Source: RefSeq, a predicted model, not a curated record